Molecule: messenger RNA, 1518 nt
Organism: Lachancea dasiensis
Lineage: Eukaryota; Fungi; Ascomycota; Saccharomycetes; Saccharomycetales; Saccharomycetaceae
Source: the annotation of a GenBank genome assembly
AUGAGCAGGGUAGCAUUGAGGGCGUUCACAACUACCCAGCCACUAAGAUUUGCGGCUGCAAAAACAGGUGGAUUUAAGUACCAAAAGAUCCCUUCCCCUAAGGAACUGAGGCAGUUUCUGGAUAACUACGUGGUGGGCCAGACCGUGGGAAAGAAAGUUCUGAGCGUAGCAGUCUACAACCACUACCUAAGGGUCAACGACAAGCAGAAACGAUUAGAGGCAAAACUACAGAGUGAACUUUUGGAACAGCAACGCCAAGAAGAUGACGAAAACGAGCCGAUUUAUUCAGAGAGCACCGAAGCCAAAUCUGGCUACAGGCAAUUGCGCAAGCAGUUAUCGCAAGACAUGGGGCUAGGAGAUGCAGAUCUAGAGCUUUCCAAGAGUAAUGUGCUUGUAGUUGGACCGUCGGGCUCCGGCAAAACCCUUUUGGCUUCCACGCUAGCGCGUGUUCUAGACGUCCCAAUCGCCAUAACUGACUGUACACAACUGACACAGGCAGGAUACAUAGGGGAGGAUGUGGAAGUGUGCAUAGAAAGGCUUCUGGUUAACGCUGAUUAUGACGUUGCAAAGGCUGAGCGUGGUAUCAUUGUUCUGGAUGAAAUAGACAAACUGGCCAAACCAGCAGCCAGUAUAGGAACCAAGGACGUUUCGGGUGAAGGAGUUCAGCAGUCGCUUCUCAAAAUUUUAGAGGGCCACUCGGUGGAAGUCACCGUCAAAAAGCCUGUCAAGCAAAAGAAGGACGACAAGCAGAAUCAGAUUAAUGCCAAAAAGGAUGAAACCUUUGUCGUGGACACGUCUAAUAUCCUUUUCAUGCUCAUGGGUGCAUUUGUUGGCCUUGACAAACACGUUGUUAAAAGGAUCAAUAGUCUCAGGGCUCAGUCGGCAGGUGAAAUGCAGGAAGACAAAAAUGACGAUAUAAAACGCUUGAGGUUUAGCAACACUAUCGAAAAAGUGCAGCUUCCUAACGGCCAGAAGACAUCUGCUUUGAACCUUGCGACCCCUUCAGAUCUGGUCUCUUACGGUCUGAUCCCAGAAUUAAUAGGUCGGGUUCCUAUAAUAACUGCCUUAGAGCCUCUCGAACGGUCGGACUUGUACCAUAUCCUCAGAGAACCAAAGAACGCUCUUUUGAAUCAAUAUGAAUACAUUUUCAAACAAUUUGGCGUAAAACUCUGCGUUACACAAAAGGCUCUCAUAAAAGUUGCUCACUUUGCUCAAAAUGAGGGAACAGGUGCCAGAGGACUGAGAGGCAUUAUGGAGCGCCUACUGUUGAACGUGAACUACGAAUGCCCAGGAUCUGGUAUUGCAUACGUUUUAGUUGAUGAGAAGACUGUUAAUGCACUAAAGCAGUCAAACCACUCUCUUUCAUCGCAUGUUGUUGCUAGAUACUACUCAAGAGGCGAAAGAGAUCGGUUUAUUGAAGAUGUGUACAAGGAAGACACUGAACAGGGAAAGUUAUUAGACAACCUAUACGGAAGGGUUGGCAGUCGGAUAAUUGAGGGCAAAGCCAUUCAUGAAUAA